UGCACUUAUUGACUGCCGUAUCCCGACCGGUCCUAGUUUUCCAGUUACGAAGCAAGUUAGGAUUUAUAACAGCCACUGUCUUAUUGCUCUGUUAAUUUACCGAGCUACUAUUUAUAACUGUUCAUUUUAUUGGGUCUCUUAUUUGAUUGUAAAAUGCCUUUCCAAUACCCCAACGCGUACCGCGACGAGUCGGUUGUGGAUGACUACCAUGGAGAGAAGGUGCCGGACCCCUACAGCUGGCUGGAGGACCCGGACAGCGAGAAGACGCAGGCCUUUGUGAACGCCCAGAAUCAGCUGACAGUACCGUUUCUGGAGGGCUGUGCCGUCCGGGACCUCUUUAAGGAGCGCAUGACUGAGCUGUAUGACUACCCCAAAUACAGCUGCCCCUUUAAAAGGGGGAGUCGAUACUUCCACUUCUACAACACGGGCCUCCAGAACCAGAGCGUGAUGUAUGUCCAGCAGACCCUGGAGGCAGAGCCGACUAUCUUCCUGGAUCCAAACACCUUCUCUGAGGAUGGCACGGUCGCUUUGAGAGGUUAUGCCUUCUCGGAGGACGGGGAGUGUUUGGCGUACGGAAUAAGCGCGAGCGGCUCGGACUGGGUGGAGAUCCGGUUCCUGCGGGUGGAGGGCGCGGUGGAGCUGGAGGACCGGCUGGAGCGCGUCAAAUUCAGCUGCAUGUCCUGGACCCAUGACGGCCGGGGCCUGUUCUACAACUCUUACCCCACCCAGGACGGCAAGAGCGAUGGCACAGAGACGUCCACAAACCUACACCAGAAGCUGUAUUACCAUGUUUUGGGUACCCCCCAGUCUCAGGACAUCCUGUGCGCAGAGUUCCCCGACCACCCAAAGUGGAUGAGUGGUGCUGAGGUGUCUGAUGACGGGCGCUACGUGCUGCUGUCCAUCCACGAGGGCUGUGACCCUGUGAACAGGCUCUGGUACUGUGACCUCCAGGACAUCCCCCAGGGCAUCACGGGUCUGUUGCCGUGGGUGAAGCUGAUUGACAACUUCGAUGCAGAGUACGAGUAUGUUACAAACGAGGGUUCCGUCUUCACGUUUAAGACCAACCUUCACGCCCCUCGGUAUCGCCUCAUCAACAUUGACUUCAGCCAUCCCGACAUGGCCGACUGGAAGGAGCUCAUCCCACAACACGACAAGGAUGUCAUCGUGUUUGCCACCUGCUCGUACGCCACCUGCCUGUUUGUCUGCUUCCUGCACGAUGUGAAGAACGUGCUGAAGAUGUACCGCUUGGAGACGGGGGCGGAGCUCCGCACCUUCCCGCUGGACGUGGGGUCCGUGGUGGGCUUCACCGGGCGCAAGAAGGACUCGGAAAUCUUCUACUACUUCACCUCUUUCCUCUCCCCAGCCAUCAUCUACCACUGCGACCUGACCCGGGAGCCGCUGGAGCCCCAUGUGUUCCGGGAGGUGACGGUGAAGGGGUUCACCCCGGAGGACUACCAGACCACGCAGGUAUUUUACCCCAGUAAAGAUGGCACUCAGAUCCCCAUGUUUAUCGUUCACAAGAAGGGCAUUAAGCUGGAUGGAUCCCACCCUGCCUUUCUCUAUGGAUAUGGAGGAUUUAAUAUCUCCAUUACACCUAGCUACAGCGUUUCUCGGCUCAUCUUCGUGAGGCACCUGGGCGGAGUUUUGGCGGUGGCCAACAUCCGGGGCGGAGGGGAGUACGGAGAAACCUGGCACAAAGGGGGCAUGCUGGCCAACAAGCAGAACUGCUUCACCGAUUUCCAGUGCGCCGCCGAGUACCUGGUCAAGGAAUGCUACACGUCCCCCAGCAAGCUCACCAUCAACGGCGGCUCCAACGGGGGCCUGCUCGUGGCGGCGUGUGUGAAUCAGCGUCCAGAGCUCUUUGGCUGCGCGGUGGCUCAGGUGGGGGUGAUGGACAUGCUAAAGUUCCACAAGUUCACCAUCGGCCACGCCUGGACCACCGACUUCGGCUGCUCCGACAACAAGGAGCAGUACAACUGGCUAAUAAAGUAUUCCCCGCUCCACAACAUCCGGAUCCCGGAGGGGGACGGGGUCCAGUACCCGGCGGUUCUGCUGCUGACUGGUGACCAUGACGACCGGGUGGUGCCCCUGCACUCGCUGAAGUACAUCGCCACGCUGCAGCACGUGGUCGGCCGCUGCCCGAAGCAGACCAACCCGCUCUUCAUCCACGUGGACACCAAGUCCGGCCACGGGGCGGGCAAGCCCACCAGCAAGGUCAUCCAGGAGGUGGCCGACACGUACGCCUUCAUAGCCCGCUGCCUGGACAUCGCCUGGGUCAAAUAAGAGCUCCGUCCUCUCUCUUCUCCCUUCUCCUACCCUCCUUUCUCCUCCUCCUCUCCUCCUACCUCGCUCCACCCCUCCACCCAUCUUCCCUGUCACAGAAAUGGGACUUGGUUCACACUGGGAAAUGCGCGUCUAAUUGGAUAUUGGGUCACAUUAUAAAGUUUGCAGUUCUGCUUCCCGGCUGUGGCGGAUUUUAUUGCCCCAGUUAGAGGGAAAAGGGGCACCCCAGAAGUGGGACAGAGAUGGCAGCCCCAGCAGGGAUGUCUGAAGGGUACUCUAAUGAGAACCACUUCCAGUGCCCAGCACUCUUAACGCAGUUCAUUUCCUCUGUGUGCUUUACGUGGCUCACAAACUUCCUCAUGUAAGCAGAGUCAUUAUUCAUUAGAGCCCCGCCCACGACUUCCCCGAGACGUAUGUAUUUGGAAACACGGUUGUUAUAGCCCGACCACAAACGGCGCACGCGCUAAGCAGCCACUUCCCUGGGGCUCGGUGUCCUGGAAGUCACCUGAGAUCGGGUGUUAUUUAUUUGUCGUUUAAAAAAAGCACGAAACACUUGUUGUUCAGCGUCUGUUUUAAGCUAAGAUAGAAACUGAGCUUUUAACACAUUUUUCUGGGUGUAUGUAUGUGCAGGUGUGCCUGUGCGUGUGUCUGCGCGCGUGCCUGUGUGUGUACACGCGCACAUGCCCACAGUCUGGGUUCUGAUAAGGUUCUACCUCUGGACAAGCUGUUUGUUUACCUGUCAAAGGAAAAAACUACGCAACCACAAUAAAAACAUUGCAUUUUGAACAA
This is a messenger RNA of Anguilla rostrata (American eel), 3072 nucleotides long. RefSeq names its product prolyl endopeptidase-like. NCBI's taxonomy places the organism in Eukaryota, Metazoa, Chordata, Actinopteri, Anguilliformes, Anguillidae. Gene Ontology annotation, biological process: proteolysis. Gene Ontology annotation, molecular function: oligopeptidase activity; serine-type endopeptidase activity. Gene Ontology annotation, cellular component: cytosol. Bases 154 to 2283 code for a protein of 709 amino acids. The record is from RefSeq and is a predicted model, not a curated record. The transcript has 15 exons.